Sphenostylis stenocarpa is the source of this 1860-nucleotide messenger RNA. Lineage: Eukaryota; Viridiplantae; Streptophyta; Magnoliopsida; Fabales; Fabaceae. The record is from the annotation of a GenBank genome assembly.
AUGAGGCACGCCGCUCAUGAGGUAGCGUUGGAUGAGGCACGCCGCUCUAGAGGCUCUAUGAGGAUGGAAUGGGUGCUUUUGUGUUGUUAUUGCAUUGUGGUUGUGGAGCAAAACAGAAAGAAGAAAGAUGUUUGGAGUGCAAAGGCAACACUGAGAAAGAAGAUGAACAAAACAAUUAUAUUUAGGUCCUCAUGGACUGUUGAUCCAAAUUGGCUACAGGUGCUGGGGUCGGAUAUCACUAUUAGUUCCUCUGUCUGUACUGCAGAAUGCCUAAACCAAAAUCAAAUAGUUUGUAAUGUUAAUUUUUCAUUCUCCAUACCUAAUGCCCUUCAUGCUCUUGGUUUUGUUGAAUUUGCUUCCCCAUUUGUUCCCCCUUGGUAUAUGGUGAUUUAUGGACAUGGACAUCCAAGCUUACACUUAACUCAUGUUACAUUCAGUCCUGAUGGACAUGAGGUUCUCCUCAGCUAUAGUGGAGAGCAUGCUUACCUCAUGAAUGUAGAUCAAGCUGGAGUGAAUGAGAUGCAAUAUACUUCGGGAGAUGCAUCAAAGAUGAUGACUUACUCUCCUACAAUUAAUGGGAUAGAGCUGCAGCCUUGUGUGUCUAAUGUCAACCCAAAUGGAUUUCCUAUUAGAAAGAACAUUGCUGCAAAGCUUGACAAGUGCAGGAAACUGAUAAAAUAUGCCAAGAAAUUAUUGGACAAUGGGACACCCUAUUAUGGAAUUGAGGCAUGUAAUGAGGUCUUGAAUGGCUAUAGCCAUAUCAUUGGGCCUGCACUGAAACAUGAAUGCUUCUGCACUCGUGCUGCACUGUUGAUCAAGAGGGAGUGGAAAAAUGACGCUCAUAUGGCUAUAAGAGACUGCUAUGCUGCUAGAAAAAUUGAUAAUUCCUCCUAUAAAGCACUUUACUACAUGUCAGAAGCACUGUCACAGCUGGGUAAACAUGAAGAUGCUCUCAAUUUUGCUGUUGCUGCCCAUUCACUGGCCCCACUCAAAUCUGAAGUGGCAGAAAGAGUGGAGAAUGUGAAGAAGGAUAUUGCUUUAGCUGAAGCUGAAAAAAAUAGCAAGACCAAUGAUGGGGCAUCAAGGUUUGACAGUCAAGGUGGAAGAAUAUUAUCAUUAAGUGACAUACUCUAUCGUCCUGAGGCCAAUGGUGAUGUUCCUCAAGAUGGUACUCGAUCUGACAGAGAUGAUUCUGAUUAUGAUGAGGAAUUGGAGUUGGACUUCGAAACAUCAUUAUCCGGUGAUGAGGGACAUGAUCUUGAUUCAAAUAUUCUUCAUGGAAGUUUAAAUCUUAGAAUUCAUCGGCGAGGUGACUCUAGAGACAAUGCAGGUGCAAGUGGCCCAUGCGAAUCACCAUCAUCGUCACAGAAUACUAGAACAUGUUAUCAGCCUGAACCAGCUGUUGAUAUGAAACAGAGAUUUAUUGGCCACUGCAAUAUUGGGACUGACAUAAAACAAGCAAAUUUUCUUGGUCAAAGAGGUGAAUAUGUUGCCAGUGGAAGUGAUGAUGGCAGAUGGUUUAUUUGGGAAAAGUGUACCGGUAGACUCAUAAAAGUUCUAAAUGGUGAUGAAUCUGUUGUAAAUUGCAUACAAUGUCAUCCAUUUGAUUUUGUUGUCGCAACCAGUGGGAUUGAUAGCACAAUAAAGAUAUGGACUCCAAGUGCUCCUGUUCCAUCCUCUGUAGCCGGUGGUUCAGCAGGACCAGAAACUGGUGAUGUGUUGGCUGCUAUGGAGAGCAAUCAACAAAAGUUAUCCCGUAGCCGUACUAUAUUGCCCUUUGAGCUUUUGGAACCAUUUAGAAUGCACGAGUUUCCUGAAGGGUCAUUACGCUUGCGUCCAUUUGAAUGUGCUCAAAGCUAA